This is a messenger RNA of Ceutorhynchus assimilis (cabbage seed weevil), 468 nucleotides long. The record is from the annotation of a GenBank genome assembly. Lineage: Eukaryota; Metazoa; Arthropoda; Insecta; Coleoptera; Curculionidae.
AUGAGAUCCCAGAUUAUGAAAAGUACCAGGAAAACCAUAACAAAAUUGAAAACCACCAGAAACCCUAAAAUAUCCCCAGAAAGACAACAACUAAUAACCGAGAGACGUAAACUAGAGAAAGGCACACCACAAUAUAGAGAAAUGAAUAAAACAGUUAAUAAGGCCAUCCGUAAGGACACCAGGAUUCAUAGCACAAAUAUGAUAAAAGAAUGUAUAGCACAAAAUUCCAACAUGAAAGUCCUAAGGAAGAACAGAGCCAAAGGCAGAAAUAAAAUUUACCAACUUACGGAUUCUGAGGGCAACCUUGUAUCAACAACAGAAUCAAUGCUGAAAAUAGUCGAACAAUCCUACACAAUACUGUACAGAAAACCAACAAUCAAUCAACCUUCUAGACCUCCAGUCACUAACGUUGGUUCUGAGGAAGUUCCCGAAGUAGACGUCGACGAAAUAAAGAAGGCAUUGUCUUAA